UCCACUUAUGGACUCAUUACUAUAAACCAGCCUAACGUAUCACGGGGACUGUGCCUUGGGAGGAUGAUCAUUUCACUCAGCUAAUGUGAGAGAAAAGAGACAUGGAGAAAUAAAAUGCCGUGAAGUCCAGGUCCACACAGCCUGUGUGGAGGGAAAUGGUUGUCUCAGGCUAUCGGCUGUACUCUGAACUGCAGUUGCCAAAGUUUCAAACCAGGGAAAAUAAACCACCGUCAAUGUGAACAGUGCAGGCAUGGAUGGGUAGCCCAUGCGCUAAGUAAGCUCAGGAUCCCCACCAUGUAUCCAUCAAGCCCGGUGGAGAUCGUCCAGUCCAAUGUGGUGUUUGACAUCAGCAGCCUCAUGCUGUAUGGGACCCAGGCCAUCCCCGUUCGCCUGAAAAUCCUCCUGGACCGGCUCUUCAGUGUGCUGAAGCAAGACGAGGUGCUACAGAUCCUCCAUGCCUUGGACUGGACGCUUCAGGACUACAUCCGUGGAUAUGUGCUGCAGGAUGCGUCUGGAAAGGUGUUGGAUCACUGGAGCAUCAUGACCAGUGAGGAGGAGGUGGCCACCUUGCAGCAGUUCCUUCGUUUUGGGGAGACCAAGUCCAUAGUUGAGCUCAUGGCGAUUCAAGAGAAAGAAGAGCAGUCCAUCAUCAUCCCGCCUUCCACGGCCAACGUGGAUAUCAGGGCUUUCAUCGAGAACUGCGGCCACAGGAGUGCCAGCCUCCCUGCUCCUGGGGACAAAGGAACCCCCAGCAGCGUACACCCUUUUGAGAACCUCAUAAACAACAUGACUUUCAUGCUGCCUUUCCAGUUCUUCAACCCUGUGCCCCCUGCACUGAUAGGGUCACUGCCUGAACAGUAUAUGCUGGAGCAGGGCCAGGACCAGAGUGAGGACCCCAAACAGGAAAUCCAUGGACCUUUCCCCGACAGCAGCUUCUUAACAUCCAAUUCUGCACCAUUUCAGGUUGAAUCGGAGCAGUGUCUAAACUGUCCAGAUACUGUUACGAACAAGGAAGACAGUGCCCAUUUAAGUGACUCCAGCUCAUACAACAUCGUCACUAGGCUCGAAAGGACACAGCUGUCCCCUGAGGGCAAAGUGAAGUCUGAGAGGCACAGCCUUGGCACAAAGAAGGGCCGCGUGUUCUGCACGGCCUGCGAGAAGACCUUCUAUGACAAAGGCACCCUAAAGAUCCACUAUAACGCCGUCCACCUGAAGAUCAAGCACAAGUGUACCAUCGAAGGGUGUAACAUGGUGUUCAGCUCCCUGAGAAGCCGCAAUCGUCACAGCGCCAACCCCAAUCCCCGGCUGCACAUGCCCAUGAACAGAAACAACAGGGACAAGGACCUACGGAACAGCCUGAGCUUGGUCGCCUCUGACCACUACAAGCGCCCAGGGUUCACGGUGACUUCUCCAGACUGUAGGCCUCUCCCUAGCUAUGCUGGUUCAGGGGAGGAGUCCAGGGGCCAGCCGGCCUUCCCAAGCGUCGGGCAGAACGGUGUGCUCUUUCCCAACCUAAAGACAGUCCAGCCUGUCCUCCCUUUCUACCGCAGCCCAGCCACUCCAGCUGAGCUAGCAAACACGCCUGGGAUGCUGCCUUCUCUCCCUCUGUUGUCCUCCUCAAUCCCAGAACAGCUGGUUUCCAACAAAAUGCCAUGCGAUGCCCUUCCCAAGAAGAAAUCCCGGAAGUCCAGCAUGCCCAUCAAAAUAGAGAAGGAGGCUGUGGAAAUAGCAAAUGAGAAGAGGCACAGUCUCAGCUCGGAGGAAGACAUGCCCCUGCAGGUGGUCAGUGACGAUGAGCUGGAGGCCUGCAGUCCUGGGUCAGGCAGGGCCCCAGAAGAGCAGCACACACAGUCAGCAUGCUUAGGGAAGCCUCUCCCAGAAGGGGAGAGGGUCUGCCGUCUCCAGUCAGUGAUCGAGCCCAGUGGUGCUAUUCCCCGAACCCCUGAGCAGGCCACACACAACUCAGAGAGAGAGGCCGAGCAGAAGCCAGCGUUGGCUAUGGUGCCAAGGGACGCCGAGGAUGGCAGCCAAGAGCUGCACCUCACUCCUGGGAUGGAGCCCUGUGUUCCUUUUCCCGACUACGUCAAACUGCAGCAGCGCCUACUGGCCGGGGGCCUCUUCAGCGCGUUGUCCAACAGGGGAAUGGCUUUUCCUUAUAUCGAAGAGUCUAAAGAGCUGGAGCACAUGGGGCUGCAUGCAUUAGCGAGGCAGAAGGAAGAAAGUCGAUACCAGUGUGACAUCUGCAAGAAGACCUUUAAGAAUGCGUGCGGUGUGAAAAUGCACCACAAGAACACGCACGCCAAAGGCACGCACGUGUGCACGGUGGAGGGCUGUACGGCCACCUUCCCUUCCCGCAGGAGCAGGGACAGACACAGUUCAAACAUAAACCUCCACCAAAAAGUACUGACCCAAGAAGCAUUGCAGAGCAGUGAGGACCACUUCCGUGCGGCUUACCUUCUGAAAGAUGUGGCUAAAGAGGCCUAUCAGGAUGUGGCUUUCACACAGCAAGCCUCCCAGACAUCCGUCAUCUUCAAGGGAACCAGCCGGAUGGGCAGUCUGGUUUAUCCAAUAGCCCAAGUCCACAGUGCCGGCCUGGAGAGCUACAACUCUGGUCCCCCAAGUGAGGGCACCGUCCUGGAUUUGAGCACUACCUCGAGCAUGAAGUCGGAGAGCAGCAGCCAUUCUUCUUGGGACUCGGACGGGGUAAGUGAGGAAGGCACCGUGCUCAUGGAGGACAGUGAUGGGACCUGUGAAGGCCCGAGCCUGGUCUCCGGGGAAGAUGAGUACCCCAUCUGCGUCCUGAUGGACAACACAGACCAGAGCCUUGCCAGCCUGCCUUCGGGAUUGCCCAUCACAUGUCACCUCUGCCAAAAGACGUACAGUAAUAAAGGGACCUUCAGGGCCCACUACAAAACUGUGCACCUCCGCCAGCUGCACAAAUGCAAGGUGCCGGGCUGCAACACCAUGUUCUCGUCUGUUCGCAGCCGAAACAGACACAGCCAGAACCCCAACCUGCACAAAAGCCUGGCCUCCUCUCCGAGUCACCUCCAGUAACAAGACUGGAUAAGCGUGGGUCAUAAUUCAGGAAUAAGUUAGUCCAAGGAAAUGGUUCUAACUUUGUUUAAUCUCAUUCGGGACAAGCCAAGCAAAAGGUAUUUGAGUUGACUUUCUAGUCUUCUACGGCAGGAUGAGCAGAAGACAAGCCUUGUGGGAAGUUGAUACCGGGGCAGCCUUUCCUAUUAUUUUUCUUUGCCCAAGAGGUUUUUCACUGACAUAACGAAAACUUGCAGAAACGCAGUUUUUCCCAGAUUUGUUUACACAUUCUCUGGGAGCGCUCUAGGGCUGCAGAUUGACAACAGGGGCCCAGGACCUGGAGGCAGCAGGAUUUAAGGUCAAUUGAGUAUCCUGGGGAAGCAGGCUGUCACCACGGGUGACGAGCCAGUCCCAAAGAUCACAUUUUUCAGUUCCUGCUUAAAUGAGUCUGAAAUCCAGACUUCAGUUUGGGAACAUGACUUUUUGAGACAGUCCUUCCAUGUGGAGUGGAAAAUUGCUUCCCCCUCCCCCGCUUGAAGCUCUCAUGUGUUACUUCAGGGAGUUCUCAGAGGAAGCGGGUUGGCCUCUAACAGGGACGUUACCAAGGAUGUUAGUUCUUGCUCCGUAACACACCCAUUCAAGAAGCUCGGGGCCCGAGGGGGGAAAUAGUUCAUGCACUUAAAAAUAGUGGUCUUCCAUUUAAUUUAAAAUAAUUUUGAUAAUAUUUAAUUUGUGUUUAUGUGAUGUGAGUAUUUGGGAUGAGUGCAGCCAUGUCACAGUAUGGCCUCUGGUCUUGCUGGAAAGCAGAAUGAGUGAUGAUGACCUAAACUUUAAAACCACUGCCUGUUUUCAUUUGGGAAAGUUCGUUUUAUGUUCCUUGUGAUUCCUGUGGAGUGAAUGUGGGCACGACUCUGGCAGGACCGUUUGUAUGUAUAUGACCAAAGCGGUUGGCGAGUGUGAUUCUGACGGUCGUUGGUUGUGCAUUUUCAGUAUUACUGGGUCCCUCAGUCUUCACCCUUCAUAAACGUGCAAGAUUAGGAUGAACUUCCAAAUUUACCUGGUAGAAAGAAGAGUAGGACAUUAUUGCCAUACCGUGUGUCUUAAUAUUUAACUUAUUCUGAAAUAUAUUCCAUGCCGUAAUACAUGUUGGCUGUUGUAGAAAGGAAUCUUACUUAAUCAGUCCUGUGGGAUGAGGCCAGCUCCUGAAAUUCAGCAUUUACAGUGCCCUAAAAGCCCACGGUAGGG
Molecule: messenger RNA, 4278 nt
Organism: Hipposideros armiger (great roundleaf bat)
Lineage: Eukaryota; Metazoa; Chordata; Mammalia; Chiroptera; Hipposideridae
Gene: BNC1
Product: basonuclin zinc finger protein 1
Exons: 5
Coding region: 295-3054 (919 amino acids)
Biological process (GO): regulation of transcription by RNA polymerase I
Cellular component (GO): nucleus
Source: RefSeq, a predicted model, not a curated record